Messenger RNA from Pollicipes pollicipes, 1690 nucleotides. RefSeq names its product PRELI domain containing slowmo (gene slmo). The transcript is spliced from 4 exons. NCBI's taxonomy places the organism in Eukaryota, Metazoa, Arthropoda, Thecostraca, Pollicipedomorpha, Pollicipedidae. The record is from RefSeq and is a predicted model, not a curated record. Gene Ontology annotation, cellular component: mitochondrial intermembrane space. Bases 88 to 780 code for a protein of 230 amino acids.
UCCUGCCGUGGGUCGUGGAGCGAGGAGUGGCUGCGUAAUCGUGGUCGGGCGCCGCGUGGUUUGUGCUAAAUUCUUCCCUAGAAUAUCAUGAAGAUUUGGACAUCGGAACACGUUUUUAACCACUCGUGGGAGACGGUAAGCCAAGCGGCAUGGCGCAAGUACCCGAAUCCCAUGAAUCCUGCAGUGGUGGGCAUUGACGUGCUGGACCGGCGCGUGGAGGGCGGCCGUCUGCUCACUGAUCGCCUCAUCAGCUCCAAAUGGGGAAUCCCUGGCUGGGCGGCGAGGCUCAUCGGCUCCCCCAACGUCUGUUACGGCUAUGAACGCUCCACCGUGGACCCCGCCACACGGCAGAUGGUCCUCAACACUAGAAAUAUCACUUUCGGCACCAGCAUUUCGGUGGACGAGCAGCUGGUGUACUCGCCACACCCGGAGGACGCCAGCAAGACGCUGCUGCGCCAGGAGGCGGUGGUCACCGUGCAGGGCGUGCCACUCACCCACUACAUGGAGAACAUCCUCACCAGCAUCAUCUCGACCAAUGCUGGCAAGGGUCGGGAGGCCAUGGAGUGGGUGAUCGGCAAGAUCAACCAGGAGGUGCACGAGCUGGCCAACGUCACCAAGACGGCCGUGAAGACGACCGACGAGCUGCUGAACUCGGCCAAACACUCGGUGGACGGCCUGGCCGAGCGCGCCCGCAAGCUCAGUCACAUCACCGACGGCAUCAUCACCGAAAAGGCGAAAAACAUCAGCUUAGGCGAGCAAACCAGCCAACGACCGCUAUAGAUACAAUGCAGUAUAGAACAUUAUGAAAUGCGCUCGGGUGGUCGGGCGUUAGGUAGUAAAACAAAUGUCCCUGUUGGAGGUGGACGGCAUAUCGCGAUAUCCUAAGGAUGUUUUGUCGUCUGGUUCCAUGUGUUUUUAUUAUGGAAAUGACGAACAUUCGCAGACUCAAAAUAUAAUUUAGUUAGCACGAAUUCUUCAGCCAAAAUAGUAUCUGUCGCAUUCAUAUGCAACACGUUUGUCAUUAUGCUGUUGCUCUCGGUCCCCCCACACUUCUCCUCCCCAUGAUCUGAGGCUCCAGGGGGCAUUCGUGACAAGGCUCGGCGGCUGGCCGUGUACCACCGUCGCUGAAAGCCGGGACGGAUACCCCCGUCGAUGAGAGCUUGUGGGGGCCACCACCGUGAAGGUGGACGGGCCCGUACCCACUGCAGCAUCGCACUCACUCAGGGCUGGCGGUAUUCGGACCGCCGUGCGUGCCGGCGUGCCUGAUCUGUGAGUGCAGCCACCAGUGCGAGAGGCGCGUGCGUCAUUUAUUUUCCGUGCACGUAACAUCGGUGCGAACCGCACUACUUCUUGUCAGCUAUUGUGCGACUGUGUGUGUACGUAAAUGUCCCGAUACAUCCACCACUGCGGGAUGAACGCGGAGGAUUGUGAUCAUCCCGUACACAGUGGGGCGGGUGCUUGAGCGUUGUUAUCUGUUCUCACCGCAGCCGAACGCCUGUGCCCGCCGCAGCUGUCCUGAUCUCCUGUACGGGGCAUGUUCGAAUGCUGACGGAGCGGAAGGUCUCGGCUGACCGUGGUGCGCGUCCCCACGUGCGACUGAUUGCGAGUGUUGACUUGUUGAGGUCAGGGCAGGCCGCUUUCCACACAGCGGGCAGCCAUCCAUCGGACCAAUACAGCCACCAGGACAGAA